Blastomyces gilchristii SLH14081 is the source of this 1907-nucleotide messenger RNA. RefSeq lists its product as uncharacterized. Gene Ontology annotation, cellular component: nucleus. Gene Ontology annotation, molecular function: DNA binding. Gene Ontology annotation, biological process: double-strand break repair; DNA recombination. Lineage: Eukaryota; Fungi; Ascomycota; Eurotiomycetes; Onygenales; Ajellomycetaceae. The record is from RefSeq and is a predicted model, not a curated record. The transcript has 4 exons. The coding region runs from base 101 to 1258 and encodes 385 amino acids.
CACUGCUGCCUUGCAACAUGCCAUCUAUGCCCACAAACAAAACUUUCUUAAUCGACCAAACCACUUUUUCUAUGUAUAAUCUCACCUAUAUAUAUAAAUCAUGGCCAAAGAAACGAUUCUGCGCAUACCAAGAAGUGAUAGUCCUGGAGACUUUAUUUUGGUUAAGGUAACUAGGCCAGGUAGCUCAGAGCUUGACCUCAAGCUGGUUGCCACAGAGGGGGAAGCUCCGUAUAGAGGUUCAGUAAAAUCCGCUCAAAUCGACAAACUGCGUGCCAAAAAUUACCAUGGCGCUGACGACGAGUGGACGGGUAUUCUUGCAUACGCGCUUGGGCAGAAGCAGUCCGCAUCGGUGCCUGAAGAGCAUAAGUCUGGGCUGGAAAUUGCAGCCACUGUGAAGCAAGACGAGGAUGAUGAGAGCGAGAAGGAUAUUGUCAUCAGUCUGAGGAAGAGAAUAGAUACAAUCACGCAAAGAUUGGGAACCAUCUCCCUCAAGCAGGAUGACGAUCAGGCCAUUCAACUUUUCGACUGGACUGGGAUGGCGGUGGCGCGAGCGGAUGGGCUGGAGGAUGAACUGGCCUCCUUAACUGCGAAAUAUGAUGCCCUAGAGAGCACCAUUAACAAACUGAAUUCACAAUUGAAGGAACUAAUAAAGGCCAAAACGGAGCAUGAAGAUCAGUUGAUCGCCAAAUUUGCCCAGCUAUUAAAUGAAAAGAAGUUGAAAAUUAGAAAUCAACAACGCUUGCUCGCGUCGGCAAAGAUUGAUCCAUCCAAAGUGGAUGAGAUGAGCGCUUCCGCUCCAUCAGAAACUGGGAGUACAAAGCGGCGCGGUAAGCGCAAAGCCGAAGAACCCGCCGUAUCGUCAGAGAGCGAGGGUGGUUUUGAUACAAUGGAUGUAGACAAAGCUAGAAAACAGGGUAAAGCUAAUAGGGAUACUGAAAAAGAGGAUGAAGGAGAAAACGAGGACCUCCUUACGGAAUCGGACGGGCAAGAAACCCCGGAUCCACUCGAAGAUGAAACUGCCACUGAAGACGAAGCAGAUGAGCCAACAAAAGCACCCAGCCCUCCCCCAACAGUGAAUGGUGGAAAGAGAGCUACACGUUCAUCGUCCAAACAACCGACAUCGUCGACAACAACGACGAGGAAAACGACAACAUCGAGCCCUCCGCCACGCCGGGAGCUUCCAUUUACCAGGAAGAGGGGACCUGUGAAACCUACUCCUGUGGUGGGCGAUGAUUCUGACGAGGAUGAUGAAUUGUGAUGAUUUUUACGGUGGACAUUGAGCCAAUGGCACAAAUUUCCUAUCUUUGCAGCUUAAGGCCAAAGUUAAUAUGGUAUUAAGGUAAUAAGCGCACAAUCGUGACAACUCGCGGAAAGGCCCGUCUAUAUCAGAUGACGACGACGAUGAUUUAGUUGAGUCCAUGGCUGACUUCUUACCUGGUUCUUCAAAUUCUUAUUUAUUUCCAUGAUUGGAUAAAUGAUUUACUCUUAAAUGUUGCAGAUGGUUAAAAGCGAUAGAUACCCUUCUACGACUGUGUACCCAAAUUCCUGCUCUUGCCCCACUUCUUGGACUGUAUCAUGAUAUCAAACAAACCCCUAUUGUUUUGCUAGAGAAUAUCCACGUAUCUUCCUCAACGAAAACUUCAAUAGAAAGUCCAAUUUAAGUCUUGUACUCCCGCAUAAGUAGCAAAAAGACGAUUUAUGUAUUCCUGGCUCAUUUGUCCUAUCGUGCCCUGUUCCCUGAACAGCUAAGAAGGUGUAAUGAAGCAUUGAGGAAUACGACAACGGGGAGAACAAGACAUGCAGACUAUAGUAAACCCCGUACGGAGCACAUGCACAUCCAUAGUUCGAGUCAAAUGAUCUCCUUUCCGCGCUUAUUCUCACUCUCUACUUUAUUUACCACCAGUUCG